Molecule: messenger RNA, 1292 nt
Organism: Juglans regia (Persian walnut)
Lineage: Eukaryota; Viridiplantae; Streptophyta; Magnoliopsida; Fagales; Juglandaceae
Product: acetylserotonin O-methyltransferase-like
Exons: 2
Coding region: 48-1112 (354 amino acids)
Biological process (GO): methylation
Molecular function (GO): protein dimerization activity; O-methyltransferase activity; S-adenosylmethionine-dependent methyltransferase activity
Source: RefSeq, a predicted model, not a curated record
ACCACAUCUGCAAUUAAUAGAGCUUGCUCAAACAGAGGGAGAAAGAGAUGGAAAAUACACAGAGAUCAGAGUGGGAUGAGGAAGAAAAACAAGCGGAAGUGGGUAUCUGGAAAUACAUAUUCGGUUUCACAGAAAUGGCACUAGUCAAGUGCGCCAUUGAACUUGGGAUAGCUGAUACCAUUGAAAGCCAUGGAGGAGGCCCUAUGACACUCUCCGAGUUGUCAUCAACUCUAGGUUGCGAUCCGUCCCCACUCUACCGCGUUAUGAGGUUCCUAACGCACCGCGGAAUAUUCAAAGAGAUGCCCACAACCCAAGGCUCCCCAGGUUAUGCACAAACACGUCUAUCUAGCCGUCUUUUGCGGAAUGGAGAACAUAGCGUGGCUGCUCUUAUUUUGUUUGAGAGCAGCCCAGUUAUGCUGGCACCAUGGCAUAGCCUAAGUGCCCGUGUUCUAGCCUAUGAGACUGCACCGUUUGAUGUAGUUCAUGGUGAAGACAUAUGGAGGUAUGCAGCAGAAAAUCCUGGUCAUAGCCGUCUCCUCAAUGAAGCAAUGGCGUGUGAUGCCAGGUUGGUGGUGCCUGCGAUUCUUCAAGGUUGUCCAGAGGUAUUUGACGGGCUUAGCAGUUUGGUGGACGUGGGUGGAGGCAACGGAAUGACUUUGCAGUUGUUGGUUAAGUCGUGUCAAUGGAUUCGAGGCAUCAACUUUGAUCUUCCCCAUGUUGUCUCUGACGCGGCAGAGUUCCCCGGAAUUGAACAUGUCGGAGGUGACAUGUUUGCAAGUGUUCCAAAGGCUGAUGCUGCUUUCCUAAUGUGGGUUCUGCAUGAUUGGGGAGACAACGAAUGCAUCCAAAUCCUGAAAAAAUGCAGAGAAGCUAUUUCGGAGGACAAAGGGAAGGUGAUAAUUGUUGAGGCUGUAAUUGAUCAAGAAGCAAAAAUAUCGGACAAACUAAGAGAUGCGAGGUUGGCGCUAGACAUGAUAAUGAUGGCUCAUACUACAACGGGCAAAGAGAGAACUUUAGAGGAGUGGGGACUUGUUCUUGGGAAGGCAGGAUUUAGCAGGUACAGGGCGAAACCCAUUCGUGCUGUGCAAUCUGUAAUUGAGGCAUUUCCUUAAAUUCAUAUAUAUAGUAAGCCAAGGAAUGUGCCUGGUUCUCUAGUCUUUAUGAGUGUUCUAGUUUUCUUUCAGUUUGCGUUAAUUGUCAUGGCUACCACUAUAAGACGAGUUGUCUUGAUGUAGUUUGCUUGGUGUUUUAAGUGCAUCUAUGAUAAUGGAAAAGUUUGUUUACUUUUACAA